ACUUCCUGCUGGGCUGGCCUACACUCAGGCUGUGGGCUGUGGAGAGCUGGGCCGUGGCACAGGCGUGGAGAUGACCUUUUUGGCCUGGCCCCGGCCCUUUCCUUCACAUUGUGAGGCAUGGAUUCUUGCCUCUUCUUUUUCCCCACCCCGAGUCUGUGCCACAUCUGCUCUGGGAAGAUGUGGUCUGUGCUUGGCCAUGAAUUCCCAAGGCUUGAAGCAGCAAGGGCUUUGAGGGAGAGGGCUGUGGGGCAGAAGCAGAGAAGGAGAAAUAAGCCUCCGGCCAAGGUCAGGUUGAGCAGGAGAGCCUUGGGUUCUUUGUGGGACAGCACAGAGCUGGGGGUCAGGCGAGCUGUGCCCAGCAAGUAGGCAGCGGCUGGAUGUGACAAAGACCCAGAGGAGAAACACAGAAGAGGGGAGAGGGUCUGGAAGCUGGGGAAAGCAGGAUGGUCGGGAAGGCCUGGCCUCUCACCCAUUCCCAGGCAAUGGGGCCUUGGGCCCCAGAAGGGCACAGGCGGGAGGCAGCCGACCCCUGGUGGCAGCGGCAGCAGGCACAGGAGGGCAGAAUGCAGCUGGGGUGUGCGUGGGUGGCAGCAAGGAGGGGCGGAGGGAGGAAGCUGGCUUCCUGGAGCCUUCUCAGCCCUCAAAGACAGAACGACAGACAGACAGACAGCUGGCAAGAGGCAGCGUGGGGGCCACAGCUGCUUCAGCAGACCUCAUGGCUGAGUGAGCCUCCCCUGGGCCCAGCACCCCACCCCAGCAUGGUCCAAGCCCAUGGGGGGCGCUCCAGAGCACAGCCGUUGACCUUGUCUUUGGAGGCAGCCAUGACCCAGCCUCCGCCUGCCAAAACGCCAGCCAAGAAGCACGUGCGACUGCAGGAGAGGCGGGGCUCCAAUGUGGCUCUGAUGCUGGACGUUCGGUCCCUGGGGGCCGUAGAACCCAUCUGCUCCGUGAACACACCCCGGGAGGUCACCCUACACUUUCUGCGCACUGCUGGACACCCCCUUACCCGCUGGGCCCUUCAGCGCCAGCCACCCAGCCCCAAGCAACUGGAAGAAGAAUUCUUGAAGAUCCCUUCAAACUUUGUCAGCCCCGAAGACCUGGACAUCCCUGGCCACGCCUCCAAGGACCGAUACAAGACCAUCUUGCCAAAUCCCCAGAGCCGUGUCUGUCUAGGCCGGGCACAGAGCCAGGAGGACGGAGAUUACAUCAAUGCCAACUACAUCCGAGGCUAUGACGGGAAGGAGAAGGUCUACAUUGCCACCCAGGGCCCCAUGCCCAACACUGUGUCGGACUUCUGGGAGAUGGUGUGGCAAGAGGAAGUGUCCCUCAUUGUCAUGCUCACUCAGCUCCGAGAGGGCAAGGAGAAAUGUGUCCACUACUGGCCCACAGAAGAGGAAACCUAUGGACCCUUCCAGAUCCGUAUCCAGGACAUGAAAGAGUGCCCAGAAUACACUGUGCGGCAGCUCACCAUCCAGUACCAGGAAGAGUGCCGGUCAGUAAAGCACAUCCUCUUUUCGGCCUGGCCAGACCACCAGACACCAGAAUCAGCUGGGCCCCUGCUGCGCCUAGUGGCAGAGGUGGAGGAGAGCCCGGAGACAGCCGCCCACCCCGGGCCUAUCGUAGUCCACUGCAGUGCAGGGAUUGGCCGGACGGGCUGCUUCAUCGCCACGCGAAUUGGCUGUCAACAGCUGAAAGCCCGAGGAGAAGUGGACAUUCUGGGUAUUGUGUGCCAACUGCGGCUAGACAGAGGAGGGAUGAUCCAGACGGCAGAGCAGUACCAGUUCCUGCACCACACUUUGGCCCUGUAUGCAGGCCAGCUGCCCGAGGAACCCAGCCCCUGACCCCUGCCACCCUCCAGUGGCCCAGGUGCCUACCUCCCUCAAGCCUGGGAAGGUGGGUCUGGGGAAAGUGGGCCGAGUGAUCUGGGGGUACCCCUUGGGUUGGUGUGGGGAAGGAGUGCCUCCUUAGUGGUGCUUGCAGUCACAGGAAGCAGCAUCAGUAAGGACAAGGGGCCGGAUUCCAGGUCUUCAACACUGGCCACUCCUCUGCUUCCUCUGUUGGCCCCAGAUGGACAGUAAGGGGAACCUCCAAUGUCUCUCUGAACUUAAAGACAGGAGCUGGCAUUUAUGACAGACAAAGAAAGAAGCCCAGGUGUCCUGGUCUUCUCUGAGACACUCUUUGUGAGCUUCAGUUUCCUGUUCUAUAACAUGAACAUAAGUGCUUAGCUGCCAUGAGGGAAAAGUAAUGAGAGAAGUUUCUAGAAGCCACUCCAGCCACUCCUUCCUGGGGCUGACAAAAGGGUGAUUCCAAGAUCAUCCUUCACCCGUGGUCCUGCCCAAGCACAGGCCAGAUGCAAGAAUGGGGAAAAGUCUGGUCCUGAUCUCCAAGUCUCAACAUCCUAGCAGUGACUCUGCUCCCUGACCACACAUCGGAAGGGCUGGAUGACCCCAAUCAAAAGAAAGAACAAGGACUCUGGUUACCCUUGCCUCCACCCAUGUGUCAUAAGAGUAGGCUACAGAGGUGACCAGGCCUGGCAGUUGAAAUCUCUGGAAGAGGGAACAUGUGGGGACUACUCAGAGGCAAAGAGGGGCUGCUCCUGCCUCCAUGGUUGCUGGCCACUCCCACCAACUACUCUUAGGGAGGCUAAGCAGUCUCUGUUUUGCUUCCAUGGCUCAAAUAAUACCCUGGGUAUGCAGGAAGAUAAAAGAAAGAGGCAAGGGGAGAAGAGGAGGCAAAGUGCUCAGUCUGAUUUUAGAUAACCAAUCCCGCCGUGACCCACUAUACCUUGCAUUUGCUGAGUACACCUAGAGAGCUUGGCUGUUUCCAAAAACAAUCAGGGUCAUAACCAUCCAUGCAGACAUGGAGGCUCGGCUGAACCAGGACUCCUCACUGUCUACCUGAGAGAAUGAGCACCCCUCAUCCAUCUCAGCAUCAACACAAUUUCCAGGGGACCUCAGGUCUACCUCAGGACUGAACGCCACACCUCAGGAUUCCUCCUCCUUGAAUCUGAGACUGGCUGCCCAUUCUGAGAUGGGGAUGAAGGUAAGAUGCCGCAUCACCAGGCAUGCCGCCCCUGACAGCUGCCUUGAUACCAGCUCUCUGUGGAAACCCCUGAGGAGCUGGAUCUGGAGAACAGCUGGGCCUCCUCACUCAGGACUUCUCUCCUGAAGAACAUGCAGUGCUAAAACUGAGGAUGAUUUCCCUAAUGCUUCUGCUUGGCCUUAUGGAGGAGCUGCUCCUUCCUUACAGCCUUGGGGAUGGACUUGCCCACACCUCCACCUCCCCUGAGCCCUGUGAGAGGCACGACUGUCUAUGCCAGUGAGGCUCGGUGGGGGGCUCUCAAGUGCCUGAUCCUGCCCUGGGCUUAGAGCCAGCCCAGAGGGAAGCAACUGCACAGCCCCACAGGCCCUCCCUGGCACUGUCCCCCCAACCCCAUCUCAGAGCUCAGAGGGUACAAGCUCCAGAACAGUAACCAAGUGGGAAAAUAAAGACUUCUUGGA
This is a messenger RNA of Gorilla gorilla gorilla (western lowland gorilla), 3500 nucleotides long. RefSeq names its product protein tyrosine phosphatase non-receptor type 7 (gene PTPN7). The transcript is spliced from 10 exons. Bases 444 to 1841 code for a protein of 465 amino acids. Gene Ontology annotation, cellular component: cell junction; plasma membrane; cytosol. The record is from RefSeq and is a predicted model, not a curated record. Gene Ontology annotation, molecular function: protein tyrosine phosphatase activity; protein kinase binding. Gene Ontology annotation, biological process: protein dephosphorylation; signal transduction. NCBI's taxonomy places the organism in Eukaryota, Metazoa, Chordata, Mammalia, Primates, Hominidae.